This is a messenger RNA of Apaloderma vittatum (bar-tailed trogon), 213 nucleotides long. RefSeq lists its product as uncharacterized. The record is from RefSeq and is a predicted model, not a curated record. The transcript has a single exon. Lineage: Eukaryota; Metazoa; Chordata; Aves; Trogoniformes; Trogonidae. The annotation marks the transcript as partial.
GAAAAACGUUGCAAAAAACGUUGCGAAAAACGUUGCCAAAAACGUUGCCAAAAACGUUGCCAAAAACGUUGCCAAAAACGUUGCCAAAAACGUUGCCAAAAACGUUGCCAAAAACGUUGCCAAAAACGUUGCCAAAAACGUUGCCAAAAACGUUGCCAAAAACGUUGCCAAAAACGUUGCCAAAAACGUUGCAACAAAAACUUUAGCAGAAAC